Messenger RNA from Megalobrama amblycephala (Wuchang bream), 1851 nucleotides. RefSeq names its product collagen and calcium binding EGF domains 1 (gene ccbe1). NCBI's taxonomy places the organism in Eukaryota, Metazoa, Chordata, Actinopteri, Cypriniformes, Xenocyprididae. The record is from RefSeq and is a predicted model, not a curated record. Gene Ontology annotation, molecular function: calcium ion binding.
ACUGCAGAAACUUAAAUGGCACAGCAGGCACCCUCCCUAGUCGUGACGCACCCCGGUAUUUAUAACACUGGUCAUCCAUUUUGUUUACGAUGACGGAGGUGUGCAGCGCUACACUGGAGUCGAAGAGUCAUCUAGCGGUCAACAGCGGUACUACAAUUGCAGUUUGUCGCGUGUUCUUGUGAGCUUUUUCCCUUGGUCAAGCGAUGCCUUAUGUCCCUAUGCCAGCAUUGACAACAAUAAGAGAUAUUUUCUCAUAGAUUCAAAAUCCAGAGCUGCAUUUUUAAUGUGUCAACUCUAAGCUGAAGAGAGAAAGGAAAGGAGAAAAAAUAACAGUGCAGAGCCCCCGGAUGACCUUGAUUAUGGACCAUUGAUUUGGGUGACCCAGAGGUCAGCAUGCUGAUCAAGUGUUGCAGUAGGAGGGGCCGGAGGGAAUCUGCGCGUGGGGCUUCGCAGGAGAGUGUUUGAAAUGAUCUACACGGGCAGAGGAACUCCUCUCAGUCUCGCUGUGGUGGUAAUACUGUUCUCAUCGGGAACGCCGUGGACUUUCCGAGAGGAGAAGGAGGAUGUGGACAGAGAAGUGUGUUCAGAGAACAAAAUCGCAACGACGAAAUACCCCUGCGUAAAAUCCACGGGAGAGGUGACCACAUGCUACAGAAAGAAGUGCUGUGAAGGUUUUAAGUUUGUGCUGGGACAGUGUAUUCCAGAAGACUAUGAUGUGUGCACCGGCGCUCCGUGUGAACAGCAGUGUACCGAUCAUUUUGGCCGUGUGGUGUGCACCUGUUACUCUGGGUAUCGCUAUGACCGGGAAAGACAUAGAAACCGUGAGAAACCGUACUGCCUUGACAUUGAUGAAUGUGCCAACAAUAACGAGACGGUGUGCUCACAGAUCUGUGUGAACACCCCCGGCAGCUACCGGUGUGAGUGCGAGAGAGGCUUCUACCUAGAGGACGAUGGGAAAACAUGCACCAAGGGCGAGAGAGCUCCGCUGUUUGAGAAGUCAGACAACGUCAUGAAAGAGGGAACAUGCUCGGCCACAUGUGAAGACUUCCAUCAGAUGAAGAUGACCGUUCUCCAACUCAAACAGAAGAUUGCCUUGUUGCCAAGCAACACAGAGGUCAAUAAGCAGAUGACCAAUGAAAAGAUGAUGAUGACACACUCAUUUUUACCUGGACCUCCAGGGCCACCUGGGCCUGCAGGGAGCCCAGGACCCAAAGGUUCCCCUGGCCCCCCAGGACAGAUGGGGCCACAAGGUUUGCCUGGUCCCAGAGGCAACAUGGGGCCUAUUGGGCCCUCACCGGACCUAUCUCAUAUUAAACAGGGACGACGUGGCCCAAUGGGUCCUCCCGGGGCUCCAGGCAGAGAUGGCAUGAAGGGAGAGAGAGGGGUUCCUGGCCCUUCCGGACCUCCAGGCCCACCAGGAUCCUUUGACUUCCUGUUACUCAUGAUGGCUGACAUUCGUAAUGACAUCGCUGAGUUGCAGAACAAAGUGUUCAGUAGACCGUUGCACUCCUCAGGAGAGGACUUCCCAUCUGCCCCAGACAAUUGGAGGGACUCUCAGGAAAGCCUGGACUUCGGCUCCGGAGAAGACUACAAACCCCAGAGCCCCCCGAAGAGCACCAGAAAGAGGAAAUUGCCCCGGACCUUAAACAAUCCUGGUUGGCCAAUUUGAGACUGUCCUCGGCUCGAACAGAGCCAGAACUGAAAGGAAUAACUGAUUAAAGAGAGAAUGAGUUGUGUAAAUAUCACAGAAUGACUGCUAUUUAACUGUAUACUCGCUGAAAAAAAAGACUGAAUGUAUUUCAUUGUAUGAAAUUUCUAUUUUUAUAACAUAAAGGAUGUACAUUUUUGUAA